This is a messenger RNA of Mangifera indica (mango), 1889 nucleotides long. RefSeq names its product putative glycerol-3-phosphate transporter 5. Gene Ontology annotation, cellular component: membrane. The coding region runs from base 231 to 1703 and encodes 490 amino acids. The record is from RefSeq and is a predicted model, not a curated record. Gene Ontology annotation, molecular function: transmembrane transporter activity. The transcript is spliced from 2 exons. Gene Ontology annotation, biological process: phosphate ion homeostasis; transmembrane transport. NCBI's taxonomy places the organism in Eukaryota, Viridiplantae, Streptophyta, Magnoliopsida, Sapindales, Anacardiaceae.
AUCCCAGAAAAUAAAAUAGUUGAACCUUCCUCCGUUGACACAGAUACAUGAGUCUCAUUCAACAAUUCAAUUUCCACAAUUGAUCUAAUUAUAAAGCUAAAUCCACCACCCACCUCUGUUUUAGAUUCUGACAUGACCAAACCCACAUCAAAAUCAAAUUUUGUUUCAGAUUACACAUUCUUUCUUGUCUUAAAACUCACCAUCUUCGCCAACUGAACGUUAGAUCGAAGAUGGUUCAGCCCCAAGAACCAGUGAAACUAUCACCGGGUUUCAGUCUUUUCCCUUCUUUAAAACCCCAAAACAAAACCCUUUUCUUUCACCAAAUUACAGCUCUUGUCAUCACGUUUUUGGCUUAUGCUUCAUUUCAUGCAUCCCGUAAACCCCCUAGCAUUGUCAAGAGCGUUAUUGGCCCCACUAUGCAAUCCGAUUCUGACUCUGGAUGGGCCCCUUUUAAUGGCCCUCGUGGUACUCAUAGGCUUGGUGAGCUUGACUUAGCAUUUCUUACUUCUUAUUCUUUUGGCAUGUAUUUUGCUGGACAUAUUGGUGAUAGGAUCGAUUUGAGAUUGUUUCUUGUUUUUGGAAUGAUGGGAAGUGGUUUGUUUACUAUUCUUUUUGGUUUAGGUUAUUGGUUUAGUGUUCACUUGUUCAUUUAUUUUGUGGUUGUGCAAAUAUUGUGUGGAUUGUUUCAGUCAAUUGGGUGGCCUUGUGUGGUGGCAGUAGUGGGGAAUUGGUUUGGGAAAGAGAAGAGAGGAUUGAUCAUGGGAGUCUGGAAUUCUCAUACAUCUAUUGGUAACAUUAUUGGCUCUGUCUUAGCAUCUGGAGCUUUGGAGUUCGGUUGGGGUUGGUCAUUUGUGAUGCCUGGAAUUUUGAUCAUUUUUGUUGGGAUACUUGUGUUUUUGUUUCUUGUUGUGAGGCCUGAAGAUUUGGGGUUUGAGACUACAGGAGAGGAGUUUGAGAUGCAUGUGGAGAAUGAGGAAAAAUUGGAGAAUGAGGAAGUGGGACUUCUUGGAGCGGAGGGUUCCGUUUCUUUGCAAGCAAUUGGGUUCUUGGAGGCAUGGAGGUUGCCAGGUGUGGCACCAUUCGCGUUCUGUCUUUUCUUUUCGAAGCUUGUGGCUUACACUUUCUUGUAUUGGUUGCCAUUCUACAUAAGGCACACAGCUGUUGCUGGUGUACAUUUGUCACACAAAACUGCCGGGAUACUUUCUACUGUAUUUGAUGUUGGAGGAGUUUUUGGUGGGAUUUUGGCAGGAUUCAUUUCUGAUAUGAUUGAAGCUCGUGCAGUUACUUCAGUUGCAUUCUUGAUACUAUCAAUUCCAGCCCUAAUACUAUACCGGGCUUAUGGAGGUUUAUCUAUGAUCAGCAACAUUGCAUUAAUGUUCAUUUCUGGGUUGCUAGUGAAUGGCCCUUAUUCUCUGAUUACAACAGCUGUUGCUGCUGAUCUUGGUACACAGGAUUUAAUUAAGGGCAACUCCCGUGCAUUAGCUACUGUGACUGCCAUUAUAGAUGGUACUGGUUCUGUUGGGGCAGCUCUUGGCCCUCUUUUGGCUGGGUAUAUUUCAACCCGGGGUUGGAAUAGUGUCUUCUUAAUGCUUAUAAUUGCUAUUUUCUUUGCUAUGGUGUUCUUGAUUCGCGUUGCUAAGACAGAGAUUAGAGGAAAGCUAGGUGAGGGGAAAUGGCUUUGGAACGGCAUAACUACUCAUUGAUGGACAAAGCUUGAAGUUUUCUUUUCCUUUUGUAUAUUUUUUGUACCACCUUAGAAAAUGGAUGUGGCGAGGCCAUUAUACAUGUAUGUCUAGUCUUUGUAUCACAUUCUUUAUACAAUAUUCUAUAUGUUUAUGAAUUUACAGGAAUUAUAUUUGGGUAAAUAAAUGAUGUGUUAUGUGAUUGAA